GAAAGCAAAAACCAUGGCGCUGAAUCUCAAUUUCUUCCUUAAUCUGCUGAUAAACCCUGUUCUUCUCUACUGGAGAAGAUGAUAUAUAGCGCUCAAUUUUAUCUCUUAUAAUUUUAGAUUUACAGAAGCGCCAGAAAAAUGCGAACUUCAAGAAUCCUCUCGUCUUACUUGAAGAACCGCCCCGCAGGCUCCUUCAAUCUCCUCAAACGGAGGUUUCACUCUACCUGCUACAUGAGGUCAGGUGAUCGGAGAAAUGUUCCCGUGGAGAGAAGUGCUCCCGUGGUAGCGGCCUCGUGGAGAUCGUAUAUACUCCCUGGAGCUGUUCUAGGCGGGUUUGGUGGAUUGGUGCUUUUCCUUCAUUAUAAUGAUGAAAGGAGGGCAAUUCCUAAAGGUCAGGGUGUGAAGUUUGAAAGAAGUUCAAUUCAAGGGCCGAUUAUCGGUGGCCCUUUCAGUUUAAUUGGCACAGAUGGCCGAUUGGUAACAGAACAAAACUUUCUGGGAAAUUGGGUUCUUCUCUACUUUGGUUAUACUUCGUCUCCUGAUGUUGGGCCAGCCGAAGUCCAGAAGAUGUCUAAGACGAUCAAUAUACUAGGAUCGAAGCAAGAUUGUAAGAUUCUUCCCGUAUUUGUCUCGAUCGAUCCUCAACGUGAUAACCCCUCCCAUCUCCGUGCUUAUAUCAGAGAGAUCGACCCGAGCAUAGUAGGAUUAACUGGACGUGUUACUGCUGUGAGGCAGAUGGCUCAAGAAUAUCGAGUGUUCUUUAGGAAGGUUGACGAGGAAGGAGGUGAUUAUCUCGUUGAAUCUUCCGACAACAUGUACUUGAUGAAUCCCAACAUGGAAGUAGUCAGAUCUUUCGGGGCGGAGUACGACGCAGAGGAUCUCGCCGAGGCGAUCGAAAGAGAGGUGAAGAAAGGUGGAAAUCGUCACUCGGGAUAGAUCAUUAACCGGGUAAUACUACAGUUCUUAGUUCUUAAUCAUACAAGGGCAAAGAGAAAUUUAAGAUAAAAACUCAAAUUUUCCGAGUUCGUGUUAACAUUCACUCGUGAUUAUUUGUGUAUUAGCGAAUUCUUUUUCCCAUGUAACUCUCGUCUGAUGUAACGACUAAAUACUUGCCAAUCAUAUUCGAUCGAGCCAAAUUUUCAAAGGCUAAAAUUUUUACA
This is a messenger RNA of Ipomoea nil (Japanese morning glory), 1160 nucleotides long. Its product is annotated as protein SCO1 homolog 2, mitochondrial. The transcript is spliced from 7 exons. Gene Ontology annotation, biological process: mitochondrial respiratory chain complex IV assembly. The record is from RefSeq and is a predicted model, not a curated record. Bases 139 to 936 code for a protein of 265 amino acids. NCBI's taxonomy places the organism in Eukaryota, Viridiplantae, Streptophyta, Magnoliopsida, Solanales, Convolvulaceae.